GUGGAGACUUCCACACCCGGCCGUCUUCAUAUUGCUAUUUUAUUUUAUUUAUUUAUUGUUACCAUUUUACCAAGUGCGUUUUUCAAUGCCAUUAUCUAGGAAACCUGAGAAAACUGAAGUUCAUUGAAGGUGCACAAAAUACAAGGCCACUUGUGGGAAGAGCCUCACUUACUUAAUAGAUCAAGUUCAGUAGGAAAAAAAUGCCCCAACGUCCUGAGGCCCCCAGAGCAGGCGGCUGUUUGCUCUCCAGACCCAAAGCAGAGCCCGGUGAGAACUCGUUCGCAGUCCAACAUUAGAGGAUGCGCUGCAGCGUGCGCUGAGCCCCGCGCUACAGAGCACUUCCGCCUUGAAAAAAAAUGCGGUCACGGGACAGGUUUCCGGUUCCCCUCCUCAAGAGCGCCCAAGACCUUUAUCCUAGUUGGCAAUUGUCCCCACCCAGCCGCUCCCUCAGGAUUCUCCACACCCUGAAGAGCAAUUUGCACGUUCGAGGGUGUGACGGUUACGCCGUGACGUCGCCACAGAGAAAGCGGUUAGGCAAACGGAAUACCACGGGUCUUCAAAGACCGGAGCUCUACGAUCGCGGAGUAGCGCGCUGACAGGCUGGAGGCGGGACUAAUUUACGACUGACGUCCACACACACCCAUUGCCCUUCUCGUUCCUUCUCAAACCAACCAAUGAAUGCGACGACGGAGACGGCAACGUGCGCCAGCUGCUAGCAGUGACUCCGCCCCCUCCGCCUGGUCGCCAUGUUUAGUGUGGCUACCUCCCCUUGCGCGCGUCUUCAUGCUCUACUUCUGCUUUCCGUGGCCCUUUCUGAACUGCUUCCCUAGGUAUUUUUUCCUAUCCACGUUCAGCUUCCCCCUUCUGAGUUUUGUGCUUGCUCGUGGUUAUCCAGACACACUUGAUAUGGCGGAUAGAGGCGGUUCCAAGGCGGGGCGCGACCGGCGCGGUGACGUCAGCGCGCUGCGUGUCGGCAGGUGGAGGCAGAGGGGAAAGUUUGGCCCUUGCUGGGGUCUGGUGGAGGGCGGGGCGGAGGGGCUGGGCCCAGGGGAGGUUUCUGUCGCGGGUGCAGCGGAGGCCGAGGCAGGGACGUGGGCCGGGCCGGGGAGUGCUGGACACAGGCGCAGGAAACGAGGUUCGCCGGAGCUGUGAGCCGCCGCCGCUGUGCCACACAGUGACCCCGCGCCCCGGCGCCGUGCGACCCGUGGCUGUUCUUCAGGCGGUUGGUGGGGGCUCGGCGGCGGCGGCGGCGGCGGCGGCGCGGCGGUUGGGGGUGGGGAGACUUGCUGCGAGGAGACGGGAGGUCAGUGACUUUGAGGAGGACCGAGAGCCGCUGCUAUCGUCAUGUCCGAGGACUCGAGCGCCCUGCCCUGGUCCAUCAACCGGGACGAUUAUGAGCUGCAGGAGGUGAUCGGGAGUGGAGCAACUGCUGUGGUCCAAGCAGCUUAUUGUGCCCCUAAAAAGGAGAAAGUGGCGAUCAAACGAAUAAACCUUGAGAAGUGUCAAACUAGCAUGGAUGAACUGCUGAAAGAAAUUCAAGCCAUGAGUCAGUGCCAUCAUCCUAAUAUUGUAUCUUAUUACACAUCUUUUGUGGUAAAAGAUGAGCUAUGGCUGGUCAUGAAGCUGCUAAGUGGAGGUUCUGUUCUGGAUAUUAUUAAGCAUAUUGUGGCAAAGGGAGAACACAAAAAUGGAGUACUAGAUGAACCUACCAUUGCUACGAUACUCCGAGAAGUAUUAGAAGGGCUGGAAUACCUGCAUAAAAAUGGGCAGAUCCAUAGAGAUGUGAAAGCUGGAAAUAUUCUUCUUGGAGAAGAUGGCUCAGUACAGAUUGCAGACUUUGGGGUUAGUGCUUUUUUAGCAACUGGUGGUGAUAUUACCCGAAAUAAAGUGAGAAAGACCUUUGUUGGCACACCUUGCUGGAUGGCACCUGAGGUUAUGGAACAGGUCCGAGGUUAUGAUUUUAAAGCUGAUAUUUGGAGUUUUGGAAUUACAGCAAUUGAACUGGCCACAGGGGCAGCUCCUUAUCAUAAGUAUCCACCAAUGAAGGUUUUAAUGCUAACACUUCAGAAUGAUCCUCCUUCUUUGGAAACUGGUGUUCAAGAUAAAGAAAUGCUGAAAAAAUAUGGAAAAUCAUUUAGAAAAAUGAUUUCAUUGUGCCUUCAAAAGGAUCCAGAAAAAAGACCAACAGCAGCAGAACUUUUAAGGCACAAAUUUUUCCAGAAAGCAAAGAAUAAAGAAUUUCUUCAAGAAAAAAUAUUGCAGAAAGCACCUACCAUUUCAGAAAGAGCUAAAAAGGUCCGGAGAGUACCAGGGUCCAGUGGUCGUCUUCAUAAGACAGAGGAUGGAGGCUGGGAGUGGAGUGAUGAUGAAUUUGAUGAAGAAAGUGAGGAAGGGAAAGCUGCAAUUUCACAACUCAGGUCUCCUCGGGUGAAAGAACCAUUAACAAAUUCUGAGCUCUUCUCAACAGCUGAUCCCAUGGGUACUUUGCUCCAGGUUCCAGAACAGAUUUCUGCUCAUCUACCUCAGCCAGCUGGGCAGAUGCCUACACAGCCAACUCAAGUCUCACUCCCACCCCCUGCAGAGCCAGCAAAGACAGCUCAGGCUCUGUCUUCUGGAGCAGGUUCACAAGAAACCAAGGUCCCUAUCAGUCUAGUACUAAGAUUAAGGAAUUCCAAAAAAGAACUAAAUGAUAUUCGAUUUGAAUUUACUCCUGGGAGAGAUACAGCAGAAGGCGUCUCUCAGGAACUCAUUUCUGCUGGCUUGGUCGAUGGAAGAGAUUUAGUAAUAGUGGCCGCUAAUUUGCAGAAAAUUGUGGAAGAACCUCAGUCAAAUCGAUCUGUCACUUUCAAACUGGCAUCUGGUGUUGAAGGCUCGGAUAUUCCUGAUGAUGGCAAACUAAUAGGAUUUGCCCAACUCAGCAUCAGCUAAACCACAGGCCUGCAAGAAGUGGCCUAAGGAGAUUCCACACAGCAUAUCUCUGUUGCUUCUAUUGGCCUAAACCCACUACUGCCAAAGAACCUAGCAACAAACCUCCCAUCUAGGAGCUUUAGAGUUCUUUGUUUUUCCUGCCAUCCUUCCCCCUUUUCCCUGCUGGGAGAGAACAGUUGGGUCACCAGUGGUCAGCAUCCCCUUAAAGAGUUCCGUUAAUAAACGUGCUGCACACGUCCCCUAUCUUCCUCCAUCUGAGAAGUGACCCAUGUGCCUCAAGGCCAGGAGGGAGAUCUCAGCUUGUUCUUGCCUUACUCCAGUGAUGGCCCAGGUGGAAAGUAGCAGCUCUAUGGAUGUCCUCAUCUUGCGUGUUCUCACACCUGCCACAAUGUGGGCAUCUUGGGUUAUCUCUUUACCAUUGAAGUAGCAAUUAAAAGUUGAUUGUUCAGCAGGAGCCCAGAGAAUUUAAUUAGUGUUUUUUCUUUGUACCUGAUGUGAAUUCUAACAACCUUUGUUAGAAAAAAGCACAGCCUCUGAUGGAGGCAGCCUAAACUGUGUUCUUGUUUUGUUCAUGGUGUCUCUUAAGUGUUUUGCUGAAGCUGCUCUCAGGCACCCCCUUCUUCAUUGCUCCCUCCAAAAGGGUUGCUAGCCUUAACUUCAGCUGGUGCAAAACAUCUGACUGUAGUCAAACUUCAGCCAUCAGAUUCUUCAAAGUGGAACUUUGUACUGUUUUUGCAUUACAAGUGCAUUUUCCAUUAUAUCAAGUAAUGGCUUGUAAAAGUAAAUUUUGCCAGAGGUGGUUUUUGAAAAGAAAAAUCAGAAUUCAUUGUUGAAGUGUUUAUUUUCAAAUUUUAAAAAAUUACAUUGAAGAAAAACUGCUCCUCGAUCCUCCUAUGAAAAUCAGUUCACCUGGCCUCCAAGUCACAAGGAAGUGAGUGUGCAAGGCUGAGAUUUCUACAGCAAUAAAGGAGACUCACCCUGGGCCAGAGGCCUGCCUUCUGCCCCUCUCCUGCACUGACUCUCUGGAGGGGGUCCCUGUGCGCUAAACCCGACUCAUGAUGGAAAGUGAAGCCACAUGUGCCGUGACCUUUAGGUUUUAUGAGUAGACAGUGUUCAUUUGAUUUUUUACAGAAAUUAUAUAACUUAUUCUUUAGGUUUAAAAAGGAGCACUCAUAAUGCAAUAUGUGAAUAAUCAAUGGGGUUGAUUUUUCCUUUUUUCCUUCUAUUUCAUAGUCUUUGUCUAACAAUUAAUAACCCUACCAACUUACCAGGUUUUAUAUAUGAAUAGGAUACUUGAUCUGGCCUUAAAGAGACACACAGAAGUGGGCUUUAGGCCCAUGGAAAGGAGAGAGUUGCCUUUUAUAGAAUCACUUGAGCCCUUUCCAGUAUUGUUGAUCUGAAGAACAAGAUUACCUAGGUUUUUUUGGAACAUCUGACAGUUUUCCCCAUAACUGCUUGUCAUGCCUUUUGUUUCAUUUUUUCUGAGCCUGUAGCUUUAGUCAUGGGCAUUCUUUACCUGCUUGGGUACAGAGGCAUGUUGGGAAAGGGGUGGAUGGUGGGAAGGGAAAGGGGAUGGAUUUGGGAUGAGGUUUGGGAGGAAAGUAGAUUAGAAGGUUAGACUCCAAGUCCAAGGUCCUAGCAGGAUUGGUUAAAGAAGGAAGCGUUCUGAGUCAGGAGGGAGAGAAAAGAUUGAUCAGCUUUCUGGAAAAAUAGUUUGUGUUUUUCUUUUUGUGGGGAUAGGGAGUGGAGAUGAAGGUCAGGGAAGUGGGAAUGGAGUAUGAAAAAGUAGAUAAUGUCCUCUUUGGCACAAGAUCAGUGGCUUGCAUAGUCCGUUUUUUGGUUUCAAACAAAGCCAUUAAACUCUACUUAUUUAUAAACCUGGGAGGGGGCUCAAACCUGUUCUGGCUUAUGAUUGGGGGUGGUCUGACAUUGGGCUAGGCAUGAGCAGCAGUCUGUCCUUUGUUCACUUUUUCCAGCCACCGUACCUUUGAACCUCAAUGAGACAAGCCUAACAACAGAUGUGGCCUGGGGCUUUCUCUUUCUUUUUCAGUUCAGUUGCCCUUUUGGGAGUUAGGAGACAGACCUCCCCCAGCCUCAGGACAGUGUUAUUUCUUCUUCCACAUGAUGUAUGGUGAAUUCCUUCUGGCUUGUACAGUGAUGCUGAGAAAGCAGAUGAACAGAAACUGCCCAGGUGGAACAGCAAGCAACCUUUCCAGGAGUUGUGGUUCAGAGUGCUCCUGGUCCCCAGGAUACCCUUGUCCUUGGAGUAUAUAGCUAUAUUAACUAUAUAGCACAAGGUAAUAUGUGCCAAUGCUAUCUGUGAAAUGUGUGGUCUUUCUAAAGGACUAAUGAGGAGUUUUACUUAAAUUUUGAACCAAAUCCUAGAGCCAGCUGGUACUAUUUAAUAAUCUGGAGGACAGAAUAACAGUGUAUUGAUAAAUGGAGGUUCCUCCUCGUGAUGUAUGCUAGAUUAUGGAAGAUGUAAAAUAUUUAACUUUCCCCCUUUUUGACUUUGUAUUUUACUGCAUGUUUUCUUCAUUUUUAAUCAAUAAAGAAUAAGUUGCCCUUA
Molecule: messenger RNA, 5497 nt
Organism: Chinchilla lanigera (long-tailed chinchilla)
Lineage: Eukaryota; Metazoa; Chordata; Mammalia; Rodentia; Chinchillidae
Gene: Oxsr1
Product: oxidative stress responsive 1
Exons: 18
Coding region: 1345-2928 (527 amino acids)
Biological process (GO): protein phosphorylation
Molecular function (GO): ATP binding; protein serine/threonine kinase activity
Source: RefSeq, a predicted model, not a curated record